AUCAGCAGCAGCAACAUGAGGUUACAAGAAAGUCGCAAUUCUUUGCAAUAACCCUGGUGCAUUUGUUAUGCCUCGCGAUUGCGACCGUCAAUCCUUGCCGUGAAGGUAUCUGUAACAAUGAUAUACGUGGCUGCAAUCGCGUCCUUGUCAACAUUGUCUUUGUUUACUUUGAAUGCAUUGCCGAUAGAUUUCAUCCUGCCCAUCUGCCUCCCGCAAUAUGUACCACCUGGUACGGUCUCUUUAUCUCUACGCGACCAGUAAGCCAGAGUACUCCAUAAUUCUGCUUGGUCUUGACAAUGCCGGCAAGACGACCCUUCUAUCUCAGAUUAAAGCACUCUUCAACACUACCACCGACCCCGCCGGUCAAACAGGUGACGCAGAACCAUCGGACACAGCAGGAAACACCGUCCCUACCGUGGGACAGAAUGUCGCAACCAUCGAUCUCCCCGACAUGUAUGUGAAGAUCUGGGAUGUAGGAGGACAAAUGAGUUUGAGGAGACUUUGGACAAGCUACUACAAAAGCGCACAUGCUAUCGUAUUUGUGGUCGAUAGCACGGAUUUAGGCAACGGUGAACUCGACGAAGCGCCUAGAACACCUGGAUGGCACACACGAAAGAAGAGUUUCAUUAGCAAGACGGACGAUGAAGAGCCGCAGACACCAUGGACGCCAAUGACUCCAGUGACCCCAGGUAUGCUAUCACUUGGGCAAUCUCAAGGACGACUAGACGAGUGCAGAGCGGUCCUGGAGAGUGUGCUCGAGAACGAGGACGCCGUAGGCAUUCCGAUCCUGGUGUUGGCCAACAAACAAGAUCGCGAAGACAGCCUGGAGGUCGUGCGAAUCAAAGAAGGCUUUGUCAGAAAGGUCUUCGAAGGCGAAAAGGGAGGCAUGGUGCGCGACAGUCGAGUCCUGCCAAUCAGUGCUCUUCGAGGAACUGGGGUCAAGGAGGCUGUCGAAUGGGUCAAGAGUCGAGUGGUCUGGAAUAAACAAAGUCGACCUCCCGUCAUGAGAUGACAUUGCACAACUGCCAUCCAUCGGAAAGUUCGCUAUUGCGAGGGAUGUUUGCAUCCACCAAAUAGAACCAUCUACCGCUCUCAGCAACAGCAUCGGGCUAUAUGUUCAGAUAUUCGGCCUUCAAAAGAGCAGUCGGCAUUCACCACUCAGUCUCUUCAGAGCCGAGGGAUUCGUCCUUCAUGCCUCAUACCAGCAUCAGCAACCUGGCAAUGACUGUCUGUCCUUGAUGGUUUCAGGUCCUGUGCGUCAUGAUGGCGAACCCGGGAGAGAAGAAGAACCUUCACCUUGGUUUCCCUGGUAAUAUCAGCUGCGACUCACCCAGUCUGGGCCGCUAGCACUGCAUGCCGACAGAGAGUUGAGUCGGCUGUCCUACCCACAGAGCCACAGUUCGUGCCGUGAGAGCCUCCUCCUUGAAGUUGGCUUUCCAGUGGGUGGGCGGUCAUCUUCGAGAUUUCAGACAAGCCAGCCUUCGGACUCCUUGUCAUACCCGAUCAGCUGCAGGUCGAUGUUCAUUUCGCGAAGCAUCGUCUCCAUCGUGAACGUCUGCCCUGUACAUUAGUGCGCCCAGAGGAGCUAGGGAACGAAAAUAUGAGACUUACAUCCGGCUCUUCUUCUUCGUUACUCGAGUGGUUUGCUGCGUCGAAAUUAUCUUUGUCAGCGGUCGCAAUCUCGGGCUGGCUGUCGUUCUCGUCCCUUCUAUCAUCGGGAUAGUGGUGAGUUGUCUUCUCAUCUUUGUUCCAGAGACGUGCAUCAUCUUGAGCACGAUGUUGCCAUGCCUUGAAUCCACCCAUGUGGUCGAUUCGUUCCUUGGCUUCAUCAAAUAGCUGUUCAGCAACAUCCCGGGCAACAGCCUUCCACUUGGAGAUCAAGACUUGUAACUGCACGAUCUGGUUUGAUGUCU
Molecule: messenger RNA, 1913 nt
Organism: Exophiala xenobiotica
Lineage: Eukaryota; Fungi; Ascomycota; Eurotiomycetes; Chaetothyriales; Herpotrichiellaceae
Exons: 2
Coding region: 218-1012 (264 amino acids)
Biological process (GO): Golgi to plasma membrane protein transport; protein localization to organelle; intracellular protein transport
Cellular component (GO): Golgi apparatus
Molecular function (GO): GTP binding; GTPase activity
Source: RefSeq, a predicted model, not a curated record